UUUGUCUCAUGCUGCUGAUGUCACUUCUUGUCCGUCUCAUAUAAAUCAACCCUGUUUCCCAAAAGCUGAACAACACGCUGACCCAGAGUCCAACACAUGCUCUCUGAAAACAUGAUACAGGUAACUUUAUUGUCACCUUUGCUUCUUCUCGUGGCCUCGGUCCACGGCAGCCCUGAGUUUCACCUGCCCAUCGACUGUGACGACAUCUAUCAGCAUGACAACACCACCCCCAGUGGGGUGUUCACCAUCUACCCAGGAGGUCCCAACUCUCCCCUGCAGGUCUACUGUGACAUGGAGACCGAUGGAGGCAGAUGGACUGUAUUUCUCAAGCGGGUGGAUGGAACUGAAAGCUUCUACAGGUCCUGGAAGUCCUACAGAUCUGGAUUUGGGAACGUGGCUGGGGAAUAUUGGCUCGGCCUGGAAAACAUCUUCCUACUAACUAUUAGGAAGAAGAACGAGCUGAGGGUGGACAUGGAGGACUGGGAGGGAGGAAAGGCCUACGCCCAGUACUCCUCCUUCUCCAUUGACUCAGAGAACGUCAACUAUCAGCUUCACCUGGGCAGCUUCACAGGAGGAGACGCAGGGGACUGUUUGACAAAUCACAACUCCAUGAAGUUCACCACCUUUGACAAAGACCUGGACACGUGGGAAAAGAACUGUGCACAGCAUUAUCUCGGAGGGUUCUGGUACAACGCCUGCCACUGGGCCAACCCCACCGGCAUAUACGCACCUCACAAUGCCAUCGGAUUGGACAACGUACAAGUCAUAUGGAAAACGUGGAAGGGUUUCAACUAUUCACUCAAAACUAUUGUAAUGAAGAUAAGAUCUGUCAAGAAGUGUUCCUGCACACAGUAACCUGGUUAUAUGGAGGUGCUUAAAUUAAUUAUGGUGAGGUUUGGACCCUCAGGAUGUGGAAGAUCAGCAUCUCUUUGUGCCUGUAACUUAUUUUAAAUAGCAACAAUAUGUCUGGAAAAACAUUUAGCAGACAAAUAAAGGCAUCACCACGUACUGUACUGUACAUGGAAAUCCAA
Messenger RNA from Betta splendens (Siamese fighting fish), 1031 nucleotides. RefSeq names its product microfibril-associated glycoprotein 4-like. The record is from RefSeq and is a predicted model, not a curated record. NCBI's taxonomy places the organism in Eukaryota, Metazoa, Chordata, Actinopteri, Anabantiformes, Osphronemidae. The transcript has 5 exons. The coding region runs from base 97 to 855 and encodes 252 amino acids. Gene Ontology annotation, biological process: elastic fiber assembly.